Messenger RNA from Didymodactylos carnosus, 840 nucleotides. The record is from the annotation of a GenBank genome assembly. Lineage: Eukaryota; Metazoa; Rotifera; Eurotatoria; Philodinida; Philodinidae.
AUGGUUCGCUCUCAUUCAACACCGCAACCGCCGUCAUCUCAACACCGUUCUCAUUUCCAAUCACAUGAUUACGGAAAUAGUGUAUCAACUACAAUUCAGCAAGCACUUCAGGUUUUGUUUACGGAGCAGUGUUAUGACGAAAUAUUUGUUCAUAUGAAUUUUUUUGAUAUGGAUUGUAUGAAAAUUACGUUAUCAAAACUUAUUGGUUAUUCCAUUUUGGUUGGCUCAUUACUCGUUAAAGUACCACAAAUUGUAAAAAUUAAAUGGAAUAAAUCGGGUCAUGGUGUUAGUGUUAUUGCUGAUACAAUUAUGUUGGCAGCUAUAUUUGGCUCGAUGGCUUAUGGUUUUACAUCUGAAUAUCCGCUCUCGUCUUAUGGUGAUUCUUACUUUUUAUUUAUUCAAACAAUUAUUAUUAUCGUAAUGGUUUUAUAUUACGAGAAAAAAUAUGUAUUAGCCGGGGUCUACUUAAUUUUAUGUCUUCUAUUAACAGUAUUAAUGUUUAAAAAGCUGAUUCCUGAAUGGAUUAUAUGGAAUUUAGCAGCCACAUCGAUGAUUCUAAGUGUAACAAGUCGUUUAUAUCAAGCUUAUUGUAAUUAUCGUAUUAAAUCCACCGGAAAUUUAUCGGCCAUCUCAAUGUUAAUGUUAUUUUUUGGUAGUUUAGCACGAAUAUUUACAUCAAUCCAAGAAACAGGUGAUCACACACUGAUAUGGACAUAUAUUUUGAAUACAAUUGCUAACGGUAUACUUAUACUACAAUUGGGCUAUUAUUGGUCAGCCACAACAACUACAACAAUGAAUGAUGAACAUACUGAAACAGUAAAACAAAAGAAAAAAGAAUAA